Messenger RNA from Pyrus x bretschneideri (Chinese white pear), 2410 nucleotides. RefSeq lists its product as uncharacterized. The coding region runs from base 656 to 2392 and encodes 578 amino acids. The record is from RefSeq and is a predicted model, not a curated record. The transcript has 3 exons. NCBI's taxonomy places the organism in Eukaryota, Viridiplantae, Streptophyta, Magnoliopsida, Rosales, Rosaceae.
ACCACCCCUGCUUUCUCUCCCUCAACCCAAAACUUCCUCUCUUUGUCCUCCCUCACGCACUCUCUUCCGCCCUCACUGUGCACAUACUGUGCACGCACGGUGCACAACUUUUCCCGCCACCAUCGCCCAAACCAAGGGCACCAACAGUUUCGUUUCUCCUCACAAGACCAGAACACGUAGCCUCCUCGUCUCGAACUUCCUUCCAGAUCGCCGGGAUCGAAGCUUGGUAUGUCCGUGACUUUCCGGCCAUUUUUCGAGAAAACUGCGGCAUUUUAGCCUUCGAGAAGGAUACCAUUCUUUACGUCUUGUUCCGAGAAAACCGGCCAAAAGCAAUUUCAGCCAGUUUUUGGAACUCCGGCGAAACUUUCCGGCGCAGACAACCGAGCUCGAGACCACCAACAUUGGACUCACCUUGAGUUUGGGGGAGUUUGGGAGCAAAGCCCAGAUUCCAAUAGGACGUCAAAGCACGCACGGCGGCGAGCGACGAAGAAUUCCGGCGAAAUCUGCAGAAACUGGUGAGUUUUAUGCAACUGGGCUCGGCUCGGCGACUCGGUUGACCGGCUUGACGAGGCGUACGACUCCGGCGGUCGAGAUAGAGAGAUGGAUCCGAGAAUUCACAAGUAGUAGUGCCUGCAUCAGAUAGAGAGAUAGAGAGAUGGAUCCGAGAAUUAACAAAGUAGUAGUGCCUGCAUCAGAUAGAGAGAUGGAUCCUGGAAUUCACAAGCAUCCAUUGACUUUAAAGGAAGAGAAGGAGAGUCAUGGUCCACUGCGGUUCUGUAAGGGGUGCCUAGAACCAGUGCUUGGGCCUCACUACACUUGCGACAUGUGUGACGUCAAUAUACACAAGUCAUGUGCGGAGUUACCCAGUGAGAUCCACCACCCGCUUCACCCAAAACACCCUCUUAUUCUCAGAAACCUAGCACAAGAGCACCGCGGCUCCGAAUGUGGCGUGUGUAGCCACUUAUAUCCAAAAGAAGGGUUUCUAGCUUACUAUUGUUCCGGAUGCAACUUCUGGAUAGACAUCAAAUGUGCUUUCAUGUGGCAAAACGACGGUCAUGAGCACAAGUUCACCAUUAUUAGGAGGCCCAUUGAAUUCACUUGCGAUGUCUGUGGCCAAGAGGAUGACAAUCUUCAAUACAACUUCUGCAUCUGUAAAAUCUGCCAGCUCAUUGUCCAUCGCACAUGCUCUUGGUUACCGCUCCAAGUCAAAAUAGCACGGCACCAACACCGCCUCAAGCUUACCUGGUGGUUCCAAGACAUGUACCCCGAAUACCAAGAUUUCUGUGACAUUUGCGAAGAAAGCAUGGAGAAAAACCGUGCUAUGUAUUGUUGUCAUGCUCUUGAAUGUCUUGGUUAUGCUGCCCACUGUAAAUGCUUAAGAAACGAGGGAAAAAUCAUGAACAUCCUUGUCGAUGAUAAUGAUGAUGAUGAACCAUCCACAUCCAGAUGUCCCCCAGCCAAUGAGACCACUGCUGAUGAUCAUGAAGCCCUGCAGGUCGAGCACUUCAGUCAUCAACACAAGUUAACCCUCAUUGAUGGCCUAGAGGUGGCAAGACAAGACGACCAAGAUGAAGGAAUUACUUGCAACGGUUGCACGCUACCCAUCAUGAGGGGUGAGUCUUAUAGGUCAUGCACAGAACAAGCAAUAGAAAAGCCAUGUAAUUUCUCUCUCCACAUAAAUUGUGCUAAAUUACCCCAAAAGAGGCUUCUCCCACUUCACGAACACGAGCUCAAACUCCUUCCAGAGGCAUCUUUUGUUGGUGGCGUGUUUAAGUGUGACAUGUGCGAGUCCUUGAGCCAAGGUUUCUCAUACAGUUGUGGAGAUUGCGACUUCUACCUGGACCUUUAUUGCAGUAGUCUUGAGCGUAAGACGCUCCUUUGUGAUGCUCAUGUUCACAUCCUCCAGUUCAGCAGAAAGCUCUUGCACUGCAGCAGUUGUGGUACUAGUUAUAAGAAUUUCUGCUUCAGAUGUAGCAGUCAGACAUGCAACUUCGGUCUGUGUAUUCCUUGUGUUAAAUUACCUCUUACAGUCAGGUACAAAUACGACGAUCAUCCUCUCAAACUCACUUAUGCUAGUGUUAAAAAUGACCUCGAUGAGUACUAUUGUGACAUAUGCGAAGGAAAACGAGAUCCAAAACAUUGGUUCUACUCCUGCCCGGAUUGUGACUUUGAUUGUCAUCCUCAUUGCAUUCGAGGGAGGUAUCCGCAAGUCAAGUUAGGGGGCUCUUACAAGCAUGAUGAGCACCAGCACCACAUCACUCUUGUUGAUAAGAGAAAAAGCGUGAUUCCUAAUGAUAAGAGAGAGCGCUUACUUCCGUGUCCUCACUGUUUUCAGAUUUGCGAAGGAUUGGUUUGUGAAUGUUUGGAGUGUGGUAUUAAUAUACACCGGUAGCACGAGUGGGUGGAUUGG